Triticum aestivum (bread wheat) is the source of this 887-nucleotide messenger RNA. RefSeq lists its product as uncharacterized. The transcript is spliced from 2 exons. Lineage: Eukaryota; Viridiplantae; Streptophyta; Magnoliopsida; Poales; Poaceae. Bases 51 to 749 code for a protein of 232 amino acids. The record is from RefSeq and is a predicted model, not a curated record.
AUAAAUUCUUCUAGAAAAGCAAAAUCCUUUGGAAGUUCUGCAAUUACAUCAUGUGCUGCCAGCACUAUACUAACCCCUUUGCCCCCCUCCCCAUGCACACACGCAAAGAGAUUAAAAAGUAUUUGCAAAUACAACAUGCACUCCCAACACUAUAUAAACCCUGUCCUCCUCCUCCUCCUGCACAUAGGGUAUUUGAAUCCUCUCAAAGACAAACGAUCAGGCACCACCUUUGCCACCUGACCGUGCUUGCAAUGGAAAUUCCAGGGGCAUCAUCUCGGCGCUCCGUGGCCAUGUCGUCAACCUCACUGCUAAAGCGAUGCAGUGGCAUGGCACAGUCGCGAAAAGGGUGCCGCUAUGACCCAGAGAGAGCCGGCAUCGGGAUUGUCUCGGCUAUUAUGGAACCAACCGAUGCACGCCUACACAUCGUCGGGCCUCUCAUCCACACCAACGCACGUGAGAUCCUAGAGGUUACACUGCCAAACCUUAUUUGGAGCAAUAGGAGGCCAUUCCGAGCAGCCAUACUUUCAUCUGGUCUAUGCCGCAGCUGGAUCGGUAGUGGCACCGUCUACAUGUACAAAGGUGAGAUGGGAUUCUGUAAACCGGAGUGUGGCAACGACUAUAUUGUGGAGCAAUUGGAAAAACAGAGAUGGAGGCUGAGGUGGUGUCAAAGAGAAAAGGUCCCACCAAUGGAGGACGAUAAGGAAGGCAAUCAGAGCUCCAUGUUCUUCACCUGCGCUGGUAGCCUAUGAUGCACCUACAUAUAUGUUUGAGAGAUGUAUGGGCUUAGAAGGACUGGAACUUAUUUUUCACAACUGUAUAACUUGGUGCUUUUGUAAGUAACAGAACACCUGAUGGUUAGUAAAUAGCAAUACACUUUUGACAUGGUA